UAUUAUUUGUUUUAUCAUCGUAGUCGAAUUGUAAUCUGAAUAGUGAAUACUGAAUCACUUAUAAUUUACAUUAAUACUGCGAUCGUUGUCGAGGCCGAUUUAUCGUCGUCCCGCACAAAUUCUUCUCGAAUACCGCCAGUCAUCACAGAAACGAUGGGAAAAAACAAGAAGGCCAUCAGUUCUGACGACUCUUCCGAAUUCAGCGACGAUGAUACAAGUUUGGCCAAAAAGAAGAAACGUUCCAAAGCCUCGUCGCCUCCUAGUCGCAGUUACAAGUCAAAGACCAAGAAAAAGUUGUCGAAGAAGACAAUUUACGAUUCGGAUUCAUCAUCGUUGUCCGAAGGUGAGAUAGCCUCAGAUGAGGAACCAAAAAAGAAGCCGAACCGCAAGCGGCCCGGAAAGAAGUAUGACAUGUCUGAUGAUUCAUCAGAUAGUAGUGUCGGGUCUGAAAUCCAAAGUCCAGUCCAAGAGAUUAGUCAGGUUAGUGAAUCUUCUGAAGAUUCUGAAGAAGAAUUCAAUGAUGGUUAUGAUGAAGAGUUGAUGGGAGAUGAUGAAGACAGAGAACGUCUUGCACAAAUGACUGAAAAAGAACGAGAAACUGAAAUAUUUAAACGUAUUGAAGCUAGAGAAAUUAUGAAAACAAGAUUUGAAAUAGAGAAAAAGCUUAAACGUGCUAAAAAAAAGGAAAUGAAAGAACAAAAAUCUUUAGAAAGAAGUAUGUCCUCAAACAGAUCAGACUCACCAUAUUCAGGUUCUUCUAUGCCCCUCGAUUUAAAAGAUCGUGUGAAAGAAAGAAAGAAAAAUGUUGAAGAAAAUAAAGGAAAAGGAGAUAAAAAAGCUGCAAUGAGCAUGUUAAAAGCAAGACGAGAAGAAAAACGAGAAAGAGAGGAAGAAAAAGAAAAACAACUUAAGAAAGAUAUGGAAAAAAAAGGAGAUGACGAUGAUGAAGAAACUAGUGACAAACAAAGUGAUCAAAAUCAAUCCAAAUUAAAAGCUUCCGAUAUUUAUUCAGAUGACAGUAAUUCUUCAAGUGAUACUGAUUCAAGCGAAUCAGUUAAAAAAAGUCGUCACUUUUUUGACUCUGAUUCAGAUACCAAUGAGAAAAAAGUACAUUAUAUUACAAAACGAGAUGAAUUGAAUAAAAUUAGACUGUCAAGAUUUAAAAUGGAAAAAUUUGUGCACUUGCCUACAUUCGAGAAAACUGUCAUAGGAUGUUUUGUUCGCAUUGGAAUCGGCAAUUAUAAUGGAGUUCCGGUAUAUCGGGUUGCUGAAAUUUGUAAUGUCUGUGAGACAGCUAAAGUGUAUCAGUUAGGAAGUACUCGUACUAACAAAGGAUUAAGACUUAAGCAUGGUACAAAUGAAAAAGUUUUUCGUUUGGAAUUUAUAAGCAAUCAAGAGUUUACAGAGAGUGAGUUUGUUAAGUGGAAAGAACUCUGCCACAUGAAUCGAAUACCAUUACCUACUCUAGCUGAACUUGAAAUUAAAGUGAGAGAUAUUAAAGCUGCUCUGGCAUAUCAAUUCAAAGAAGAAGAUGUUGAACAGAUUGUUCGAGAGAAAGAGCGUUUCAAAACAAAUCCCCAUAACUAUGCAAUGAAAAAGACUUCAUUAAUGAAAGAUAGAGAUGACGCACAGGCACUUGGCAAAGUAGAAGAAGUUUUGAAAAUUGAACAGCAACUAUCAGAUUUAGAGGAGCGAGCCAAUCAUUUAGACAAAAUGAGAACAAGCACAAUAUCUAGUAUAAGUUACAUAAAUGAUAGAAACCGUAAGCGGAAUGUCGAAGAAGCUGAAAAGGCUAUCUUGGAGGAACUCAAGGCUAAUAAAGGGAAAAAAAUUGACGACCCAUUCACUCGUAGAAGUACUAAACCAUGCAUGAAGUUUAGAGCAAAGCCAAAUUCUGCUAUCGACGGUUCAAUUGCAUCAGAAGUUGAAGAGUCCAAAAAUAUUAUUGAAACCAAUGACAUUAAGAAUGAUGGUAGUUCAUCUAAAAGCAAUUUGAUGAAGGCAGAUGAUUUAUAUGCUGUUCAUGACUUUGAUAUCGACUUAAACAUACAGUUACCAAUUUAGGUAUACUUAUUUAUAUAUAUAUAUAUAUAAAGAAAGUACUUGUGAGUUAUUUUGUAAAUAUAUUUAAGUAAAAUAACUAUUAUAGAACUGUGACUUGUAAUUUGUUGUGUAUCGAUGAUUAUUUUUACUUAAAAAAUGUAAAUUAGAUCAGCAUUUACUUUGAAAUUUAUGAUAUUCUCUCAUACAUUUCAUUCUUUUAGUAAAUGUACUUAAAUAUCUGUUAUAUAUAUUUAUCAAAAUUAAUUAUUAAAUAGUAGUAGAUACUUAGUUUAAAGCAAUUUAAUUAAUGUAAAUCAUAUAUUGAGUAUGAUCACAAUAUAAAACUGAUAAAAUUAUUAGAUUUAUUGAAUUUUAAAUGUAUCAUUAAUAAAUACAAAAAAAAAGUAACAUAUUUACUAAACUAAUUGUUUACCCUUUUUAUAGGUAAUAAGAUAUAGUGUUAGGUUAACUGUAAUGACAUUAAUUUUUAUUUUAAGGAAUUUAAAAUGUUAUUAAUUAAAAUUUAACAUGUAUGAUACAAUGAAACACAUCAAAUGUAAUAUUCUAAUAGUAUAGAUUAAAAAAUCUCAUAGUUUCUGUAAUUAUUGCGUCAACUUAUUCAAAAUUAUAUUUCCCUAUAAUUGCAAAACAUUUUAAUAAAAUAAGUACAGUAUUCGAAUUAGUUAAAAAUGUGAAAUUGGGUUUUAUAAAAAUAAAAACAUUUUAUUGCAUUUUUCAAUUCCCAUACGACAUGAAGGUGUAUUUAAUACCUACAUUAUAUUACUAAUAAUUCUAGUUGAAUUUCAUAUAUUUGAGCUUUGACAAAUAUAAUUGUUGAAGAACUGUGUUUUCAUGAUUAAGGGGAAAGUUGACUUAGGUUUCUUGCAGCAAUUUCUCCAUACCUAUUUUUUUUGUUGAUCAAUUGUAUAGUUGACAAUUAUAACUCGUAGAUAAUUAUAAACAUUAGUUGAUUACAAUGUCAAAAAUAUCAAAUCUGUUUUCACUAGCUCUCACCAUAAAUAGUUCCUAAUAACGACAUUAGAGACUAAAAUAUUCUCUAUGUUCGUAUUAACUAAUUAGGUAAGUCUAUUGAUGUUAGAUUGUAUUUUGAAGCUAAAUAUAUUUCUUAAUAAAAAUACAAAAUUAGAAUAGUAAACUAAGAAUGCAACAAAAUAAUAUUGCUUUAGUAUGAUAACAAUUAAAUGUAGUGACCUACUUUUAAAAAUCCACAUGUGGGUAUUGUAUUUUUUCUUGUAUCAACUUUUCUUAUUAUGUUAUUAAUAACUUUGUACCUACAAAUAAUUUUUUUUAUCUUUAUAUAAUAUAUUAUACAUUUUUUUUCAUAGGAAAUCUGAGUUGUAUUACGUUUAUUUCAUUUAUUGUGUAUAAAUAUAUUUUUGUUUCUGAUCUACUAUCGAGGUUACUUUCUGUGACAAAUAAAAUAUGAAAUAUGUUAAUAUUAUUACAUUGUGCUAUUUAAUGUUGUAUGGUUUUUUUAUUUUUAUGUUGGUAUCUUACAAGAAAUUUUUCAUUUAGUAUGCAGUGGUAUGUUACUUAUAAUUUUAGAAAAAAUGUAUUUCAAAAUUUAAAAAAAAAAAUAAAAAUUGUACAACAGAAA
Messenger RNA from Acyrthosiphon pisum (pea aphid), 3661 nucleotides. It is a transcript of the gene Rtf1, whose product is annotated as RNA polymerase-associated protein Rtf1. The coding region runs from base 154 to 2064 and encodes 636 amino acids. The record is from RefSeq and is a predicted model, not a curated record. Lineage: Eukaryota; Metazoa; Arthropoda; Insecta; Hemiptera; Aphididae. The transcript has 13 exons. Gene Ontology annotation, cellular component: Cdc73/Paf1 complex. Gene Ontology annotation, molecular function: RNA polymerase II C-terminal domain phosphoserine binding; DNA binding.